Gaeumannomyces tritici R3-111a-1 is the source of this 1338-nucleotide messenger RNA. Its product is annotated as maintenance-ploidy protein mob1. Gene Ontology annotation, molecular function: protein kinase activator activity. Gene Ontology annotation, cellular component: cytoplasm; nucleus. The transcript has 5 exons. Lineage: Eukaryota; Fungi; Ascomycota; Sordariomycetes; Magnaporthales; Magnaporthaceae. Bases 328 to 987 code for a protein of 219 amino acids. Gene Ontology annotation, biological process: positive regulation of protein phosphorylation; signal transduction; cell division. The record is from RefSeq and is a predicted model, not a curated record.
UGUAAACAUCCAUAACCCAAAGCGGGUGGGUGCGCCCGACCACAUUCGUGAUACAAUCUGGCGCAGCGUUCCGGCGACCCCACGUCGUCCCAACAUUCUCAAGCGGAGCAUCUAGCACUCGCGCCUUUUGGAAUAUCCCGAAAGCCUAGAUCCACGGCGAACCCAACACAGAAGCAGUGGACGGGCGUCCCUAUCAUCUACUGCCACUCAGGUCCUGCGCAAACCGAUCAUCGGUCGAGAGACCCAUCCCAGAUAUCCUGGUCGGUAUUGGUGCACCUGUCUGAGACACGGCGGUGAAGAAAAAACAACAAACACACUGUCUACAAUAUGUCGGCUUUCUUGACGACAGUGAACCAGCGCACGAGGAACCAGUUCCGACCACGCACAACAGGCAAGGGAGGUGCUACGAGCUACCAACUGCGCCAGUAUGCCGAGGCAACUCUGGGUGGGGGCAGCUUGAGGAAGGUCGUGAAGCUGCCUGAGGGCGAGGACGAGAACGAGUGGCUGGCUGUCAACAUGGUGGACUUCUACAACCAGAUAAACCUACUAUACGGCGCCAUCACCGAGUUCUGCUCCCCACAAUCGUGCCCGGAGAUGAAGGCAACGGACGAAUUCGAGUACCUAUGGCAGGACAACGAAAACUUCAAGAGGCCAACUAAGAUGGCGGCGCCGGCUUACAUCGAGCAGCUGAUGGCUUGGGUGCAAGGCAACAUCGACAACGAGGCUGUCCUGCCCAGCCGCAUCGGCGUGCCGUUCCCCAAGUCGUUUCCGGCCCUCGUGCGACAGAUUUUCAAGCGCAUGUACCGUGUUUAUGCCCAUAUCUACUGCCAUCACUACCCGGUGAUCCGUGAGCUCGGCUUGGAGCCGCACCUCAACACCAGCUUCAAGCAGUACGUGCUCUUCAUUGAUGAGCACAACCUCGCAAGCGGCAAAGAUUUCUGGGGCCCGCUGGGUGAUCUCGUGGAGAGCAUGUUGCGGAGUGAUUAGAACCAAAUCACGUGUGCAGACUCCUCACCUUCAGCUUUUUGUUGGCACCAUCUCUCGUCCGGGUGUCUUUUUUUCUCAGGUUAUUGUUUAGUUUUAGUUUUUCACAGUCCUUCUGUCAUACCAACUGUCGUUUGAUUCAGUCUGUUUCUUUUUCUUCUGAGAUUUUCUAGUUUUCCUGUACCAAAGGCGUUCGGAAGAAGGAAUGGCUCGCAGAUAUACCUCGGUCGCGCCGGGGUGUACACACGGUCUGGCGCAUAUAUUGGCCUGGGCAGUAAUAAAAUGCAUACCACAGAUACCGAUCGCUCUGGUCGCCACUUCCCAUAAUCUUAAACUUACCUUGUGGAAUCAAGA